Drosophila nasuta is the source of this 1199-nucleotide messenger RNA. RefSeq names its product J domain-containing protein CG6693. The record is from RefSeq and is a predicted model, not a curated record. Gene Ontology annotation, cellular component: cytoplasm; nucleus. The transcript has a single exon. Bases 97 to 975 code for a protein of 292 amino acids. Gene Ontology annotation, molecular function: heat shock protein binding. Lineage: Eukaryota; Metazoa; Arthropoda; Insecta; Diptera; Drosophilidae.
GCAUUUCAAUUGAGCACUUUCCAGCACUUUAAUUGCUGUCAGCAGUAGCACAAAAAAGCCGCAGCUAAAUUAAUAUUUAGAAGAACUAUUGGAAUCAUGUCUACUUUGGAUUUGUGUGAAAAGUACUUUGAUACGCGUGAUGUUUACAAGCUGCUGGGCAUAGCCAAGGAUGCCGCCGAGAAGGACAUCAAGAAGGCCUAUCACAAGAUAUCGCUGCUAGUGCAUCCCGAUCGAGUUCCUGAGGCGCAAAAAGAAGAAUCCACCGAAAAAUUUAAAGUGCUCUCGAAGAUUUAUCAAGUGCUGACUGACCCACAAAAGCGGGGCCUGUACGACGAACAGGGUAUCAUCGACGACGAUGACGAGGGCAAACUGUCCAACUGGAUGGAGCUGUGGGAGAAGAUCUUCAAGCCAAUUACCGAACAAGAUAUCACAAACUUUGAGCGCGAAUAUAUUGGCUCCGACAUGGAAUUGCGUGAUAUUAAGAUGGCCUAUUUGGGCGGCAAAGGUUGCAUUAACUAUAUGAUGAAUCAUGUGCCGUUUAUGGGCGUGGAAGAUGAGCCACGCAUCAAAGAAGUCGUUGCUGGACUCAUUGCUAGCGAGGAUGUGCCCGAGUAUAAAAUAUUCACUGAGGAACCGGCCGCAAAGCGUAAUAAACGACAUCGUAAAUAUGCAAGAGAAUCGGAGGAGGCAAAAAUAAUCAAGGAGCGGCGGGAGCGUCGUCAACAGAAGGAUGCCGAAGCGGCUCAAGAAUCUGGUGGCAGUUUGGAGCAAAUGAUUUUGGCGCGUCGCAAUCAACGCGAGGGCAACUAUAAUUCUCUGAUGGAUCGUUUGUUGGAGAAAUAUGGUGGCGAGGACGAUUCGGAUACGGUCGAAUUUAGCGCCUAUGACAAGAAAAAGAAGCUCAAGGUUAAAACACAGUCGAAAAACAAGAAAAACGCUGUCAAAAAUGGACGCGUAAAGAAACAAAAGUCCUAGUUUUAUAUACAUAUAUAUACUUUACAUACAUAUUAUUGGUAAAUUUUUGUACUCAUAGUUUCUAUAUAUGUUUUAUGGUAUCGGUACUUCAAAUUUAAACCAGAAGCGUUUUAUAUUAUUUGUUCAUUAUUUACAUUUAACAGUAUUAUGCCGGAUUUGUAUGCAUAUCGACUUACUCCAUGGACAAUUGGCGCCAAAUUCAAAUAUUACAUUUUUCUGUUUCA